This is a messenger RNA of Symbiodinium necroappetens, 7669 nucleotides long. The record is from the annotation of a GenBank genome assembly. Lineage: Eukaryota; Dinophyceae; Suessiales; Symbiodiniaceae.
AUGGCAAGUGCCUCCGCUGAAGCGACCCAAGACAGCGCUCAGACACCUGUUCCCGUGGGAGAUGAGGAGGACCUUCAAGAGCCGCCUCCGGAUCCCUGGGCAGCCUACACAGCUGGCCAGACACUGGAGACGCCUCCUCCCGGAUUUAGCCCUGCCAGGAGAGGCCGACCUGGACCGGACGACAUGGACGCCUUCGAGGAGUUCUUGCGAAGACGGCGUGCAACACAACGACCUCCUGUUCGGCGGCCACGUCAUGACGAAGAAGAAGGAGAUGAUGAUGAUGGCGGUGGCACCGGGAGAAGCAAUGCCGGACCUCCACCACAGUGGGAUGGUACGACCUCCUUCCGGGACUAUGAGGUCAGAGCGAAGCUAUGGUUGGCGACCACCAAGGUCAAGGCACGGGCCAGGGGCCCAAUGCUCCUCAAGAGCCUCACCGGCACCCCCUUCGACGACCUGAAGUAUCUCGCCAAGGACGACGAAUGGAUGCAGAGUGACGAGAACGGGGCUCGACUUUUGAAGUUGAUGAACACUAAGGAGCUAUAUGGAGAGGAUGAACGCGAAGAGAUGAUCAACACCCUGGUCAAGGUGACGUACACUUUAAGGAGAUCCCGUGGCGAAGCUUACAAGGCCUUCUUCGCCAGGUGGGACAAUGCUGUUCGCAGGUUGAGCGAGCACAAGGUGGAGCUUCCCCAGGAGUACUUGGGAUUCCUUCUGGUUAUGGCCUUACAAGUUGCCCCGGACGAAGUGAAACUCAUGAUGAACUACACCCAGGGCAAGCUGACGCAGAAGGCCGUGAAAGAAUGGAUCCGCGUACAGGAAGCUGACCUAGCAUGGAGCGCUUCCCAACAGAAGCCGAGGAAGGCCGAGUCGAUCAUGAUGAUGGACGAGGCCUCGGAGUUUCCCAAGGAGAGCCCGGAAACCGAGCCGGCGGACGAGGAGAAUGUCGAGGUUCUCCUGAGUGCCCUCGGGGAACUGGAUGAGAAUGCGGACGGCGAGUCGGUCGCCACGACGGACGUGUUUGACGAAGACGAGGCCAAGGAGAUCCUCGCGACCAUGGUCAGAGAGCACUCCAAGGGAGGGUUCAGGAGAUCCUUCAAGGCGGUGAAUGACGCCAAGCGGGCCAAAGGAUUGGCCAGAGGCUAUGGAGCCCACCGAGACCCCAGUGGACGUUUCGGAACUUCCAAGGGUGCUGGGUCUGGAAAGGGGUCUGACCAUGUCCGGACCGGACAAUCCUAUAAGAUCUCGAUCGAGGCCUUGAAGAAGAAAACCCGAUGUGCGAGAUGCCAUCAGAUCGGACAUUGGCACAAGGAGUGCCCAAACCCGGCUAAGCCGAAGGAGAACUACUACGUCGAGAACGAGUCCGAGGAGGCCCUCUUCUUGCAUUACCUUGACUUCGUCGAUUACCAGUCUAGCAGGCCGACUGCCCGACCUGGACCUGAGAAUGGCGAGUCCGCAUACAUGUGUUCCGCAUUAGGUGUACAACCAUGCUACAAGCCCGAGGAACAUGUCUUCAAGUCCGUCAAUGGCCUGCAGUCUUUGAGGACGGACAAAGCAGUAAGGUUCAACCAUGAGAUUCCACUCCACAUCGGGCCCACCGGGGCCCUACGGGUUCCACUUGACCAGUUUGAUGAGAAGAUGCUUAAACAUCUCCGCAGUGCCCUUGAUAACCUUCGGGAGCCAAAGUUGGAAGCCAAUCUGUUGAAGGCCGAGGCCUUUGCGACCCUCCUCGGAAACAUGCCGUCGAGCAACAAGCGCCAGAAGUCCGUGACCGAGGAGGAGAAACGAUAUCGGCGACAGUUCCAUUGGCGGCGCAUGGUGCUGCGCAUCUUCACCAUCAUGGCCAACAGAGUCUACCAGAUGGUGGAGAAUCAUCUUGGCCUCCAACCCGACAAGAAGAAGGCACAGAACCGGAUGGUGGAAACCAUCCGUGGCAUGAGCCCCGACGAGCUGCAGGAAGCCCACGAGAUGAUCAAGAGCGCCAUGACCGCGGCCCAGUACCAGGAGGAGGACUGGUCCGUGGUGGAGCCGGCUCCAACUCUGAGCCCAUUGAAGCGGCAAGCCGAAGAGUCGGACACCGAGACCGGGAUGUCCACCGACGAGUUCGCGAACCCGAAGGUCCUCCUUUGCUACUGCAACCUGGAGGCGAUCCUGCUCCGGACCAAGAAGCGGGGACAUGUGGAUGAAUCAGAGGGCCGGACCUCCACCACCGACGGCGCGGAGAUCUACCCCACCGAGCUCUCCGGCCCCGACCCUCGAUUCCCGGGAGGCGGCGUCUCCGGGAUCCAUGCCGAGGACGCCCAACGAGGUCAACGACUCCCUCCUGGUGGACGAGCCGUGCGGCUGCAAGAACCCGAGGCUGGUGGGCACGGGAUCGAAUGCGUGGGUGACCCAGAUUCGAUGCACUCAGUGCGGAAAGAUGGUGACACGGAGGCCCACAAGCAAAGCUCGGGAGUACUACGCCAAGAAGAAUAUGGUGCCACCUACGCCGAAGGAGUUGCCGCCAACCCCUCCGACUUCCUCGACGUCUACUCCGAAGCCAUCAGCGAUGCCCGGGACACCACUCUCCAACAACCUGUUCGGAGCGAGGGCGGACAAGCCAGCCUCAGCGAGCUCCCACGUGUCGGCCAGCAGUUCCAACCGGGACACCAAGUCCAAGAAAUCCAGCAGCGCUGGGACUCCGGAAGACACGAUACCCGUGCUGGACGAGACCUACGCCGAGUACCAGGAGUUCAAGCGGUUCAUGGAGGCAAAGAAGGCGGCGGAGUCAGCCCAGAGCCGCCGGAAGUGAGACUGUCGGUCAGCGGGCAGCGACAUAUGAUGGCAAGCCUCAAGAGGGCAGAGCAGGUCUGGACCGAUCUGCAGAAUUGUCUGAUCAACGGACGGAAGCAUCUUCGAGAGCUAAAAGAUCGGGCCGCCUCCGACUACAAGAAGGGUUUUAGCAAGCAGAAGCGCAAAGUGUAUGCCGAGAUCUUUAACCUUAGCCAACAGAACACCCUUGAACAAGCACCGAGUGUUCAUCAGCAGGUUAAGCUCCAGCAGCCCGUCCAUGACAGGAUCCUAGUGAUCGAUUUAGAGUCCGCCGUCUUGCUCAGUUCUGCGCAGCACUCAAUCCUGACUUACUUGAGGCAUGCGCGACCCGGACUGGUGAUCAUCCGACAGCCCGAGGCCACUUGGUUCAGAACAGGCAGACCCCUAGAUUACUUCAAGCAACAACAUCUUCAAGAGCUCAAGGACUAUAUUCACCAACAACAAGACCACAGGGUCCUGAUGCGUUUUUCCAAGAAGGUUAUCGAAACCUGUUCUACAUAUGGCGCGGUCUUCGUGGCCGAGGAGCCAUGGAAACGAGGCGGCUGGCAAGAGCAAGAAACUCGACGUCUCAAGGAGAAUGUUGAAACGUGGAAUGCCGAGGUGAAUGGAUGGCGAGACGGACACGAUCAAGAACGCGAUGGAGGGCGAGACGAACACGAUCAAGGACGCGAUGGAGGGUCAAUUGGACACCAGGUCCACAGGUCUUUGGACAAGAGUCAGCGUCCGACUACCUUGGUUGUGAACAGAGCCAGUCUAGCCAAACGACUCGACCACAAGAUGGUGAAGACAUGUGAGGGUAUCGAGCUGGUGGUUCAGGCCUAUGCCAAGAUACGCGGAAAGGCAACAGGACAAAUGACGAUCGUGAAGGCAAUGCAGGUCCUGGAAGAAGAUAGACAACACGAUGGUGUCUAUUUUACGGUGACCGAGCUCAACGCGAUGACCUAUCAGGAGACCGUGCCCCACGACCUCAAGGAGAUCCUUCAUCAGGAAGAGGACGAGGACGCCGAUGGGAACUACGGCAUCACCGCCGAGAUUCUCCAGACCGAGGGCGUUCAUCCUCUGGAAGAGGGCAUGGUCGCAGCGGUCAAGUUCCAAACGGACCGCCUUCCGGUUCCAACCGAGGAGGAGGCAACUGGAGUUGCUUGGAGGACGAGGUUCGGUGGCAAGAACUACAUCAACCCGAGAGGACCCUUUCUCGUGGUCGUCAUCUACCGCAAGCGUUUGGAUGGAAGACGGGAUAAGCGGAUGAACCACUUCCCGGGAAUGAGCAAGGUCACUCUGGAACGCAUGGUCCGACGAGCACACGAAGGCCUUGGUCACCCAGAGAACGGAAGAUUCGUGCGGAUUCUUCGGCACAGCCAUGCAGACCCCGAGGCCAUCGAGAUUGCGAAGAACCUUCGGUGCUCCGUGUGCGAGGCCUACAAGGUGCCAGCUCCUAUUCGACAAGGAGCCCCUCCUCGAGAAGACCUCUUCAUUAACGACUUGGUUGGCGUUGACACUGUGCACCUUCGGAGCCACAAGAACCAGGCCGUUCCCGCCUUGAACAUGAUCGACUGGCACUCCCACUUCCAGUUGGUUGUGCCGAUGGCGGCUGAGACAGCUGUCGAAACCAGAAAGGCCUACAGACAAUGGGUCCGAUUCUUCGGGCCUCCACGGAAGCUCAUGAUCGACUUGGGCGGAGAGUUCAAGGCGGAGUUCCGCAAGCAAGCAGAAGAAGACGGUUCAGAGCUAGUUCCGGGACCAUUGGAGACGCCUACCCAACGAGGACUCACUGAACGGGCCGGCGGCGUGUUCAAGGAUAUCCUCUACAAGGCCAUGGCAACCUACGGCUGCACAACCUUUACCGAGUGGAAGGAGCUGGUGGAUGUCACUUGCAUGACCCGGAAUAGGCUCCUUCUCAGAGGAGGAUAUUCUCCAAUACAAAGAGUCAUCGGCUACAGCCCCAGGAUCCCAGGAGGACUUCUUCAAGGUGGCGAACAAGAUGAGAUGGUGGCGGAACUGCAACAUGUUGGCGAUACGGACGCCAACAAGGCGAUGAGAAUGAGGAAGGCCGCGGCGAUGGCGUUCCACGAGGCGGAUUGUGACCAGGCCCUCCGGGCGGCUACCCUGGCAGGCCGAAGGCAACACCAAAAUAUUGAGGUCGGCCAGGCGAUCUACUUCUGGCGGCGGGGUGCAGGCACCCACAAGAAGACCCGGACAUCCUACUGGCAAGGACCUGGAAGGGUUGUGAUGACCUCCUUGCCAAAUGCCGUCUGGAUUGCUUAUCAAGGAAGUUUGGUCAAGGCCGCCCCGGAGCGAACCAGGCCGGCCACUGAGGAGGAAGCACUAUCCCUCUCAGGGUGGACGCGCGGGCUUUCCCAGGCCCGCGGUCUGUUCGACGGAAAACUACGACGAAACUUCGUGGACCUCACCAAGGACCAGGACCCUGUGGACCAGGAGCAAGAGGACGAGGCGAUGCCCCAGGCCGAGGCCAGCGAAUCAUGGCAACCUCCUAUCCGACGAGUGCGGGCCAAGACCAACAACUACAGUCGUGAACCACUGCGGUCUGAUGCUCCAUCACUAGACGAAGGCUACGGAGCUCGCAUGGAGGACACCAUUCUCGGUUCACAUGCUGAAGCUCCGGAACCUAAUGUCGAUGAAGACGGUGACCUGGUUCUACAUCCUCCACCCGGACUACCUGUACGAACCGGCGAGCACAAGCGAGAGAUUGAGAACCCAGAAGAACCAUCGGGCAAACGAAGCCGGGCGGAGAUGCUGGAAGCCUACCACAUGAACUUGACAACCCUCGCCAAACAACGGCAAAAGAAGGAAGCCCGAGCCCAGGACUUUACUGGAAAGGAUCAAGAGAGGUUGGAGCGGGCCAUCCUGAAGGAGAUCAAUAAUAACCUGGGGACCGGCGCCUACAAGAUUCUCUCCCUCAAGGAGUCCCAGGACAUCCUGCAGCGGAAGCCCGAGAAGGUCAUGGAGUCCAGGUAUGUCCUGACUAAGAAGCCCCUCGAGCCGAACGAUGUCGCAAAGGCCCAAGCUGAGAACCUCCUCUUGGACGACAAGGUCCAUGGGCCCGUCAAGGCAAAGUGCAGACACGUUAUGAAGGGCUGUUCCGAGGAAGCCGCGCUGGAUGUGGAGAGCACGACUCCCCAGGUGAGCCGGGACUCUGUGAUCUUCGUGGCACAGGUGCUUGCAAGCACGGGUUGGGAUCCCGGGUUCCUAGACUUCACCCAGGCCUUUCAUUCCGGGGAUAAGAUAAAUCGAGAGUUGUACUGCAAACAGCCGAAAGAAGGAAUUCCAGGAAUGCAUAAGGACCAGAUUCUGAUGCUGCUGAAAACCUGUUACGGCCUGACGGACGGACCCUAUGCCUGGUACCAGCACCUAUGUCGGCGUCUACGGGAGUUUGGUUAUCGAACUAGCCAUUCAGAUCCUUGUGUGUUUUUCUUACACACACAAGACCCGGCCACCGGAAACUCCUGGCUCGAAGGCAUCAUUGGGCUGGCGACAGAUGACAUGUUGCACGGUGGAGGUGCUCAGCAUUGGAGCAACAUCCAGCAGAUCGCCACAGAGUACAAGCUGGGCAAGAACCAGAAAGGUUCCGGUCGGUUCACCGGGAAGGAUAUCCGCAAGGAGGCCGACGGCUCUCUGCAGAUUGACCAGGCCUUCUACGUCAAGGAGAAGGCCGAGAAGAUUGUCAUCUCCCGGAAAAGAAAGCAGCAAAGAUUCUCAAAGUGCCGGCCCGACGAAGUGGAACAGCUAAGAAGCCAGCUAGGGGUACUCUCCUGGCUAGCCAAGGAGACGAGAUGUGAUUUGGCUGGACGAGUUUGUCUAUUGCAGCAGUGCUUUCCGGAACCCAAGGUUGCCGACCUGAUUGAAUGCAAUCGAAUCAUUGAGGAGGCCAUCCAGCACGCGCAGCUCGGCAUCAAGGUGAUGCCCAUUCCUUGGCAGGACCUACGAGUUUCAGUCGUGACCGAUGCUGCCUGGGGAAACUCCAAAGACCAGAUCUGGAUAGAAACUUCGGAAGAGGACUUUUGGGAAGAAACUCCUACCGAAUGGAUUCGUCAUCACCGGAUGCCACGGCGAACGACUUUUCAUCCUGGAGCGGCCCAAGGAGGCCCGGACUUGCACGAGAUUGUGCCGGCCCGAGUCACCGAGUACUACCUCGACCAGGCCGGAACUGGGAUCCAACCGCGAGUUGCUGAGGACGACUGGACCGACGACAAGGGGAUUCGAGUCCUCCACGAGGAUUCGUGGCUGGGUCGAACUCGCUUCCGUAAGAGCUCCAGCGAGGAGCCAGGCGCUACCAAAAUCCAUUCCAGUCUUCAGCAGCUGCAGAACCUAAGCAGCCAAGGCGGCCAGAUCAUCCUUUACCAUGACAAGGGCCUGGCAGAAGGACAUCAACAAGCGGCUACUACAUUGGCGGCGUGGAGGAGCUUUCGUCUCAAAAGAAAGACGGUUGACACCCUGGCUGCCGAGGGUCAAGCACUACAAGCAGGGAUCGGUUCGAUCCACUGGCACCGGUUGAUGUUCCUGGAGGCCUUCUACGGGAUGCUUUCCACCGAAAGGUGGCGGGAAGAGUCCCGGCAUAUUCCAUUUCUGGCAGCCGUUGACUCGAAGAGCCUCUACGAUGCGGCAAACAAGUGUACGAGCACCACUGCUUACAUCAGCGAUAAGAGGACCGCAAUCGAUCUUGCGGUCAUCAAGGCCGACCUCUUGGAAACCAGCGGAACCAUCCGCUGGAUUGAUACGAGGGCGAUGAUCGCCGAUCCCUUGACCAAGAGUCACCCAGCAGCCUACCUUCGCUACGUGAUGGACAAGGGAAGGUGGUCGAUCGUCGAAGAGGGGACCGCCUUGCAACGCAAGGCAAUCGAAC